Messenger RNA from Heterobasidion irregulare TC 32-1, 706 nucleotides. RefSeq lists its product as uncharacterized. The transcript is spliced from 4 exons. The coding region runs from base 497 to 706 and encodes 69 amino acids. The record is from RefSeq and is a predicted model, not a curated record. Lineage: Eukaryota; Fungi; Basidiomycota; Agaricomycetes; Russulales; Bondarzewiaceae.
GUCUUGGCCGCUCCAAACUUCAAAACCCACUUCAACCACGCUCCAUAUCUCUGUGAAGCUGUACAUGUAGUGCGCUUGAGAAAGCAGGUAGCGCCGUAGAGCCAGGUUUCACAGCGACGUGCUACAGCGUCCUUGCAGUGCCCCCAGGCUCUAUCAUGAGUCAUUCUGUUCCUUCUAUUAUAACAUACACCAAAUUAGCUCGUAACAGUGAUACAAACAUAGCGCUGUUCGAUGUCUGGGAUAGUAAGUAAUCGCGUUCAGCAUCUAUUCCAUCAGAAGAAGCAUACAUACGGGUGUGGCCUUUCAAGCGUCAACUCAUCGUGAAUUGACCUGGAGGCUUCAAACAAAAGAUACUGAUGCAGAGAUCAAGUCGUGAUAGAUGUUCCGGAAAAUGGGCCGGGCAGAUGACAAGACCGAUGCCAGGAUAUUUCGGUGAAACAGUGCGUACAGAAUUGUCGUGGAGCGAGUGAGCAAGCAAGUUCUCGAAGAGAGGCCGAUGAGUGUCAGGCACCCUCUGCACGACUUACGGAACGUGGUCCAGCAUCUCUUCCUUCGACAUGCGCUGAAAGCGUCAGUGUCCCACACAGCCACAGAGCUGCUCACUUAUAACGCCAUGAAAGGCCCUCCAAUAGUCGUUCGCUUCCCAGAGUUAUCACUUCCCCACUCUCACACCUGUACGUUCUCCAAUAAACCAUAUCAAGCCUGA